This is a messenger RNA of Musca vetustissima, 1708 nucleotides long. It is a transcript of the gene dnt, whose product is annotated as tyrosine-protein kinase Dnt. NCBI's taxonomy places the organism in Eukaryota, Metazoa, Arthropoda, Insecta, Diptera, Muscidae. Gene Ontology annotation, cellular component: signaling receptor complex. The record is from RefSeq and is a predicted model, not a curated record. The transcript has 4 exons. Gene Ontology annotation, molecular function: ATP binding; protein kinase activity. The coding region runs from base 10 to 1686 and encodes 558 amino acids. Gene Ontology annotation, biological process: axonogenesis; multicellular organism development; positive regulation of kinase activity.
CGUCCAAAAAUGGCGUGUUUACAUUCAUCGCCGCAAAUUCUUCCCCAAACAAUUUGGAAGAUGUCACUGGGUUUGCUGUUCCUAUUCUCCACAAUCAGUGGAUGCUGGGGCCAUUUAAAUUUGUAUCUAAAUCCUCAGGAAGUGAUGCGCCUAUUGGGUGUUUCCGCCGAAGUCUAUUACGUACGUGAUGGCCACAUUAAUAACUAUGCACUAAAUUUCAUUGUACCAGUGCCGGCCAAUGUACGAGACAUCAGUUUUACUUGGCAAAGUUUAGCUGGACGUACCCUACCCUACAGCAUAAAUGUGGUGACUUCUGAUCCGGCAGUAUUACCCCGACCCACCCUAAAUAUAUCACAGAUUGGCGAAAUUCCAACGGAAGUGAAAACAUUUUCGAUCAGCUUAAAAUGUUCGGGCAUACGUGCUGCUGAAGUGGAUGUUAGCAUAUCGAUUGAGGUGAUACUCAAUCGCGCAUUGAACAAUGUGACACAUUUGGUGUUUCGCCGAAAAAAGAUAUGUUUGCUGGCUGAGGAAGAUGAACCCAACGUGGACGAUCCCUUGCUUUUGGAAACAGUAGUUCAGCCACCUACCGGCUUAAUUACAUUAGUCGUCGGAAGUGUUCUGGCGUUGGCCAUGGUUUUGAUACUUCUGCUUGCAGCCUAUUGUGUUCGUGGAUCGGCCAAGCGUCAAAAUCAUCAUGGUCAACCCAUGAGAACGUCAAGUUUCCAAAGACUCAACACAAAUCCCCCGUGUCAAUCGGCUUCGUAUAUCACACCAUCGAUUAUUGCCCCUAUUCACAGUACGUUGCCGCGCAAAAUGGAACCCCAACAGCCAGAAGAGUUGCAUCGUCGCAUAUCGGAACUGACCGUCGAACGUUGUCGUGUCCGUUUAUCUAGUCUGUUGCAAGAGGGCACAUUUGGCCGAGUUUAUCGUGGAUCCUACAACGAUAACCAGGAUGUUUUAGUAAAAACAGUAGCCCAACAUGCCAGUCAAAUGCAAGUGUCGCUGUUGCUGCAGGAGGGCAUGUCACUGUACGGUGCUUCCCAUCCGGGUAUUUUGUCCGUUUUGGGUGUUUCAAUUGAGGAUCAUACAACGCCGUUUGUUUUAUAUCCAGCCAUGAAUAAUACCCGAAACUUGAAAAUGUUUUUGUUGGAUCCCUCAUGUGCACGCACCAUCACAACCAUUCAAAUUGUGAUGAUGGCCUCGAACUUGUCAACGGCGCUUAGUCAUUUGCACAGUCACGGUGUUGUACACAAGGAUAUAGCGACUAGAAAUUGUGUUAUUGAUGAUCAGUUGCGCGUCAAAUUAUCUGAUAGUUCAUUGUCACGUGAUCUCUUUCCUGGUGAUUAUAAUUGUCUCGGUGAUAGUGAAAACCGUCCAGUCAAAUGGAUGUCAUUGGAGGCAUUACAACACAAACAAUUCUCAGAGGCAAGUGACUCGUGGGCAUUCGGUGUCCUUAUGUGGGAAUUGUGUACAUCGGCCAAACAGCCUUAUGCUGAAGUGGAUCCUUUCGAAAUGGAGCAUUAUCUCAGGGAUGGUUACAGACUGGCGCAGCCAUUUAAUUGUCCAGAUGAGUUAUUUACCAUAAUGGCUUACUGUUGGGCACUUUUGCCAGCAGAACGGCCGUCAUUUAUUCAGCUACAUGCCUGUCUCUCGGAAUUCUAUGCUCAAAUUACACGUUACGUGUAGUGGUGCGUCUUGAUCGGAAGUU